AUGGCUGGAGUGCUACUAAAGACCACAAAAGCUGAAGAUUACGAGGUGGGGAGUACCAUAGGUUGGCUUAGUUUUCCUCCUAGCGGUGCUUCUUUUUAUUCCAAAUGGGCUUCAAAUUUUACAUUCAAAGUAAAUGACACUCUGGUGUUCAACUUCGAAUCUGGAAGCCACAGUGUGGUGGAACUUACCAAGGCUAGCUAUGAAAAGUGUAAUUUCGGAAACAUUAUCAAAUCCUUCAAUACAGGACCAGCUAGAGUCACCCUCACAAGCCCAGGAGAAUUCUACUUUUCCUGCCCCUUCUCAGGCCAUUGCAGCAGUGGCCAAAAGCUAAGCAUUAAAGUCACUGACUCUUCUUCACCAGCACCACAGAAAGCUCCAACUCAAGGUCCUUCAACUUCCCCUGCAUCAAACAAUGCUCCAGUUGAAGGUCCUUCAUCUUCUUCUCCCCCCGCAUCUGGUUCAGUUCCUAGUUCAGGUUCCUCUGAAAUAACCCCGUCACCCCAAACUGAUUCAGCUGCUAUAGCCCCUCCACCACAGGGCUCAGCCACACCUCUGGCUGCUACCUACUCUCUAUUCAUCAUCACCAUUGUCAUCAAUUUUCUGUCUCAAUUUUAG
Molecule: messenger RNA, 615 nt
Organism: Sphenostylis stenocarpa
Lineage: Eukaryota; Viridiplantae; Streptophyta; Magnoliopsida; Fabales; Fabaceae
Source: the annotation of a GenBank genome assembly